UUUCCAUCGAAUGCGCCGGAGUUUUCGUUUCAACAUCCGGUUGUUUACAAAAACAAGUGAUGAAUGUCAAACUGCAGACGAUACUGUAGGUCAAGUGUCAUCGAAUCGGAUGGGUAUACAUGAAGUGCGAACAUCAUCUGGUCGACAUGUGCAGAAACUGAUUCCUUUUAAAGACGAUUUUAAGAAAAUAAUUGGCUCAAAGAUGCACCGCCACAGAAAUAUUUAGCCACCGACAAUGAAGGCAAUGCUCACAACGUUACAUAAGGGCCCAAGACUCGUCUCAAAUACUGGCUGGCAAUUUUGUAAUUCUGGUUUAAUUUCCCCUCAAGGGAAUAAAAAUAGCACAAGGGAGACAUCUCAGCAGCAACAGUGGUAUUGUUCACUCAUUAAAAACCAAGAACUCUUUCAAAAUAAAAACCGGUUUUCAGAAAAUAAAGACCAGUUAAGAUGUUACCCUAGACUUUACUCCAGUAUAAUAGAGUGUUGUCAUAAACAUGGGGGCAAACAAUUCAGACUUAUAUCAAGAAAUAUUCGUCCAUCUGUCCGUGCUCCGACCAGAUUCAUGGGUGUACUCUCUGACCCAGAAAACAAAGGGAAAAAACAAGUUGGGAUAAAUUUUGACACCAUUGGAAGUUGGAAUAAUCGUAUCAGCAUGCCCAUUCUUAUAAAAGAAAGUAUUCAAACUGGGAAGCUUAUUCCCCAGAUUCCACUGGAAAAGAUUGGAACAGCAUCCCUUCUUGGUCGUCGGAACAGGAACGAAGAUCGUUAUGCCAUAAAGAAAUUAUCCUCAGAGUAUUUGUACUUUGGGAUAUUUGACGGACACAAUGGUGACUUAGCGUCGGAGUACCUUCAAAGUUGUAUGAGUGAUAGCCUGUCUUUCUGGUUGUCACGGGAACCAGAUGAGAGUGUGGUACUACGACAGUCAUUUAUAGAUCUGAACAACAGUCUUGCCAGGCAUUUAACAUUGUACUGGCUAGAUGAUGAACAGUUCAGUGCAGGAAGUACUGCUACUGUGUGUGUGUUACAACAUAGUACGGAACUGACGAUAGGCCAUGUCGGGGACACGCGAGCUCUCCUUUGUCGGGGAGGUAAAGCUAUAGCUCUCACUCAGGAUCACAAUCCUGAUAAUAUAGGAGAGAGAAAACGAAUUCAAGCUCGUGGUGGUGUCAUCACGCCUAACAGUCUAGGGACGCCCAAAGUCAACGGAAACCUUAGUAUGACGAGAUGUAUUGGUAAUCUCCCCUUGAAAAAAUAUGGUGUCACAGAACAUCCGGAAAUAAAAACGAAAAAGCUUGACCAUGGUCGGGAUGCCUUUCUAGCACUGGUCAGUGAUGGGGUCAGUUUUGUCCUGAGUGACCAGGAAGUUGUGGACAUUACCUGUAGCUGUACUAACCCCCAGGAGGCUGCCAGUCGUGUUACUGAUCAAGCACUACAAUUCGGAUCCGAGGACAAUGCAACCUGUGUGAUUAUCCCCCUUGGUGCCUGGGGAAAAUACAGCACUGAUACAGGAACUAUACAAUACAGCUUUGGUAGAACAUUUGUACCACUUAGGGAUUCUUAAUAGUAAGAGUUACUUCCCUUUGUAGGGAUUCUUAAUAGUAAGAGUUACUCCCCUUUGUAAAACAUGUACAAUUUAUUUUGAAAUUCUGAAAUUUGAAAUAUAUUCCCUUCUGUGGAUUAUUAUUUAGAAGGGGGGAUAUGUUAUCCAGAAGAAAGCAUUUAAACAAUUUUGAGAUUCUGUAGAAUGCGAGUUACUUCCCUUUGUGGAUUUUUUUUCUGUGAGUUUAUGGUUAUUUUAUAAAAAAUAUGAUU
Pecten maximus is the source of this 1812-nucleotide messenger RNA. RefSeq names its product protein phosphatase 1K, mitochondrial-like. Lineage: Eukaryota; Metazoa; Mollusca; Bivalvia; Pectinida; Pectinidae. Bases 236 to 1561 code for a protein of 441 amino acids. The record is from RefSeq and is a predicted model, not a curated record. The transcript is spliced from 5 exons. Gene Ontology annotation, molecular function: protein serine/threonine phosphatase activity. Gene Ontology annotation, biological process: protein dephosphorylation.